Molecule: messenger RNA, 963 nt
Organism: Triticum turgidum subsp. durum (durum wheat)
Lineage: Eukaryota; Viridiplantae; Streptophyta; Magnoliopsida; Poales; Poaceae
Source: the annotation of a GenBank genome assembly
AUGGAGUACCGCAACAAGAUGGUGCUCGCGCCCAUGGUCCGCGCGGGUACUCUGCCGUUUAGGCUAUUGGCUGCUGAAUAUGGCGCGGAUAUUACGUACGGAGAAGAAAUAAUAGAUCAUAAGUUUGUGAACUGUCAACGCGUUAUAAAUGAAUCUCUUGGGACAACUGAUUUUGUGGAGAGAGGGACUGAUAGUGUUGUUUUCCGAACAUGCCCGCAAGAAAGGGACAAGGUUGUCUUUCAAAUCGGCACGUCAGAUGCUGUGAGAGCACUUAAAGCUGCUGAGAUUGUGUGUAAUGAUGUCGCUGCUAUAGAUAUCAACAUGGGUUGUCCAAAGGCUUUUUCUGUCAGUGGAGGAAUGGGUUCUGCAUUACUCUCCAAACCUGAGCUUAUACAUGAUAUUUUGACCACAUUGUGGAGGAACUUGAACACACCAGUGACAUGUAAAAUCCGUCUACUGAACACACGUCAGGACACUGUGGAAUUGGCACGCCGGAUUGAGAAAUGUGGUGUUCCAGCUCUGGCUGUCCAUGGAAGAAAGGUCAAAGACAGGCCAAGGGAUCCGGCUAAGUGGGAUGAGAUUGCUGAUGUUGUAUCCGCACUGUCAAUUCCAGUUAUAGCUAAUGGGAAUGUAUUUGAGUACGAAGAUUUUAAGAGAAUCAAAGAUGCUACAGGUGCCACAUCUGUAAUGGCUGCUAGAGGUGCCUUGUGGAAUGCCUCCAUUUUCUCUGCUAAAGGCAAAGUACCUUGGGAGGAUUUCAAAAGAGAGUAUGUGAGAAAGACUAUUUUGUGGGACAACGAUAUUAAGAGCACAAAGACAACGCUAAGAGAAAUCAUAAUGCACUACAUUUGCCUUGAAGGGACUGAAGGGAAAGGUGUGAUAAAGUGUGGUUCGUCAGCAGAUGUAGCGAGACUUUACGGGGAAGAGGAUUACUAUAAUUUUGUUGUUUCAAAUAGGAAAUGA